Erigeron canadensis is the source of this 1038-nucleotide messenger RNA. Its product is annotated as protein FEZ-like. The coding region runs from base 1 to 1038 and encodes 345 amino acids. The transcript is spliced from 3 exons. The record is from RefSeq and is a predicted model, not a curated record. Gene Ontology annotation, biological process: regulation of DNA-templated transcription. Lineage: Eukaryota; Viridiplantae; Streptophyta; Magnoliopsida; Asterales; Asteraceae. Gene Ontology annotation, molecular function: DNA binding.
AUGGAGGAUGGAAGUGUGGUCAAUGGUGAUCAAAAUAUGGAAGAAGUCAUAUUGCCAGGGUUUCGGUUUCAUCCGACUGAUGAGGAGCUUGUAGGGUUUUACUUGAAGAGAAAGGUUCAAGAAAAGCCAAAUUCUAUUGAACUUAUCAAGCCAUUAGAUAUCUAUAAACAUGAUCCAUGGGAUCUUCCAAAGUUGGCAAUGACUGGAGAAAAAGAAUGGUACUUCUUUUGUCGAAGAGACCGGAAAUACAGAAACAGUGCGCGCCCAAACCGAGUGACAGGAUCCGGAUUUUGGAAAGCCACGGGCACUGACAGGCAAAUCCACUCAUCUGAUGGUUCAAGAUGUAUUGGCUUGAAGAAAUCCCUUGUGUUCUACAAAGGACGGGCCGCCAAGGGGUUCAAAACCGACUGGAUGAUGCACGAGUUCCGGCUGCCUUCUGCCACCGAUCACAAUGGUCCUGCAAAGCGGUUUCUUGAAAAAACCAUUCCUCCCAAUGAAUGGGCUAUAUGUAGAAUAUUCAAGAAAGCUAGCUCAAGUGCACAAAGAUCUUUCUCUCAUUCAUGGGUAUCUCCAAUAUUACCAAAAAUCUUUUCCCCUGUUAUCCCUCAAAAUGGUAUCUACUUCAACCAUUUUCACCAUAAACCUUUAACAAUUGAGUCUAUAGCCCCUACCCUGACUAACAACAAAAGCCCUUCACCUUUCACAUCGAGUAACCACGACACUGAUCUUCUAUUUUCCGUCCAUGAACCUAACUGUAGUACUACUACCACUGAUGCCUCUUGUUUGCUAUUCAACAUGGCCCCAUCCGUAAUUGGGGAUUUUGGUAAAGAAAGUCUUGAUCACAUGGUGAAUGAAGAACAACUAUAUUUUGACGCUAGCAGUUUCUCGAUCCCUUGUAUACCGGCAAAGAUCCAAGACAAACUUGGCUGCAGUGAUCAAGGGGAAGAACAUACAACCGACAUGAUGUUCCAAAUUCCAAGCAAUCUUGAGUACUUUGACGACAAAUGGGAUUUUAACACUAACAAUUGUUAUAUAUAA